GAAUAAAAUUUUAGAAUCAUGUCGAAGGGAGUUAGGGAGAAGUAUUUUGACAAGAAGUCACCUUGAAACCCAAAAAUUAGGCUCCCAAGAGUGAAAAAGGAGAAGUUAUUGAACAAAAAUGUGAAAAUUCAGAAAAUUCACGAUGACUUUGAAAGGCAUUUAAAUCAGAGAGAAAUUGGAUUGUUUGGGAUGGAUAAAAAGCUGUUCAAGGAAAUUUUGGAGAAAAUAGGAUAUCCAAUGAGCCUUACCAAAGCUAUUGAGGGUUAUCUUAAAGUUGAAGACUUAGAAAAACAAGGAAAUCUUCACAUAGCUCUUCAGACGCUGGCUAAAUGGGUUUACCAAAAUUGAAAAAGUCUAAAUCCUGAUGUCAAAAGUAAAAGUCGGAGUAUUCGUUCAUUCUCAACAGUGAAUCGGAGCUUAGCCUCAAUCCAUAAGCUGAGAGAGAGGAAAUCAACUCAAGAUUCAUUAGAUUAUUGUGAAAUGGAGUAUCGUCAAGGUACUAACAGAGUGAGUAAGGUAAACACAGAGCUAAAGUUGCCUGACCUUAAGAGGCUGAGAUCUAGGGUGAAUAAGCUAUUGCCUGACCCAAAACAUCCUUGGAGAGAUCCGCUCAAGAACACUCCUUUCAAGUGGUAUGAAAUGAUAGACGUUUCCUCUGACUCUGAAGGGGAAGGAGACCAAGAUGAUAAAUGAAGCUUUUUGAGGAAACUCACUGUCAACAGGCGUAAAAGAAGGGAAGAGACAGAGAAGAAAAUGAGAGAGCUCAAAAUGACUCCUGAAUAUGGCAUGAACGCAGCAAAGAUAAGGCUCAAGGAGAAAAAGAGGAAAGAAGACAGCAUGCUUCGUAGCUCUGGAGUUGAUAAGUUAACUUCAUGUUUAACUUCUGAACUCUCCAAUAGUAUUGGAGCUUAUAAUCUUAAGAUUCUACUUAAAAGGAAAUGGUAUGAGGACAAAAAGAAUUAUAAGAUAAUGGGCACUUUAUCUAAAAAGGAAGAAAGAAGAUUAUCAAAGGUAAUCCCUCUGCAUAGGUUCACAUAA
Messenger RNA from Moneuplotes crassus, 1038 nucleotides. The record is from the annotation of a GenBank genome assembly. Lineage: Eukaryota; Ciliophora; Spirotrichea; Euplotida; Euplotidae.